Molecule: messenger RNA, 555 nt
Organism: Didymodactylos carnosus
Lineage: Eukaryota; Metazoa; Rotifera; Eurotatoria; Philodinida; Philodinidae
Source: the annotation of a GenBank genome assembly
AUGUUAGUAUUCUAUGAUAUUGACAUAUCAUCUCGUACAUGUCGAAAUAAUCAAAAUUUAUCGUAUAAUCGAUUUUUAGCAUUUUUUUCAUUAGGAUUUUUUGCAAUAUCUCCACCAAUUUUGAUGACUCUAUUUGGGCUGUUGACACUUAUGAAUAUAAGAACUCGUCGACGAAGAGUUGUUCCUAUAAAUGUUCGACAAACACGACAAACAGAUUUUCAAUUAUUUCGAAUGUUACUGUGUCAGGUUACAUUUUAUAUUAUAUUAGUUUCACCAUUUAAUGCUAUGUAUGCUGCAUCAACAAUUCUUGGACAAACAUCAUCUUUAUUUAAUUUUAUUUAUAAAAUUUCACGUUUAUUUUAUUUUCUUAGUUAUAGUACUUCAUUUUAUAUUUAUACUCUGAGUGCACGACUAUACAGAAAGGAAUUCUUAAAAAUAGUUAAUACGGUAUUACGACGUUUAUUCAAAAUUGAGACUAAUCAGCAGCCAAGACAAAAGAAUUCAACAACAAAUCAAGCAAUAUUUGCCGUUGUUAUUAGCGUACGUCCAAACUAG